Magnolia sinica is the source of this 1588-nucleotide messenger RNA. RefSeq lists its product as uncharacterized. Gene Ontology annotation, cellular component: chloroplast. The record is from RefSeq and is a predicted model, not a curated record. The transcript has 12 exons. NCBI's taxonomy places the organism in Eukaryota, Viridiplantae, Streptophyta, Magnoliopsida, Magnoliales, Magnoliaceae. The coding region runs from base 45 to 1316 and encodes 423 amino acids.
UUUCAUUUGUCCUUGGCCUCCUUCCUCUCUUCGAGCAGUCGACAAUGGGGAAAGGCACCGACCGGCUGCUGAGGCAGGCGAAACAGUACGCGGACGUGUACCGUAAGAUCUUCGUCCAGCGGUACGGACAACAGAUAAUCGACAUCCUCGAUCUCCCUAUCCGUAUCGUACUCUCUCCUUUCACGCUCGCUCACGACAUCGCCGGUUCUGCUCCACGCGGCUUCGGUGUUCCCGAGCUCGUCUCCAAUCUCUCUUUCUCUGCAAUCUUUGCUGUUGCUACUCUCGGCACUUAUGAUAUUGCCUUGGAGCUGGGGAAGAAAGUUCUAUGUCAGAGGAAUUGUCAUACCUGUAAUGGGUGGCAAGCGUUGCGAUGCACGAUGUGCAAAGGUACAGGAAAGGUGCACUAUCAAGUGAAAAAUUACACCCUGAAAAGUGGAGAGAAGCCAACAGCUGAGUGCGUUGCAGAAGCCAUUGUUGACAACCGGGCUGAAUUGGUCCACAUUCCUUCUGCUAUAGAUCUUCCUUUACCAUUACCCUCCAAAGAGUGCCCGACAUGCAAUGGAUCUGGUGUGAUGCAUUGUCCCGAAUGUAAACAUCAAUUGCAAGUUAGGAUCUCUGCAGAUGAUAUCAUGGAGCCUCCUUGGAAAGCUUACAAUGUCUUGCAGAAAAUGGACUACCCUUAUGAGAAUAUUGUUCAAAGCAUGAGAGACCCGAACAUUGCUGCCUUUUGGUUAAUUACAAUGCCCCAGAUUCUGGGAGGGUUCGACUACGAUGAUGAUGUGAAGCAGAAAAUUUGGUGGGCAUACAAGGAAUCUAUGCGUUACGAUCAACUUCGAGAUGUGGUAGCCAAACGGAGACCUGGUUGGGAGCACUUACAGGAAGCUCUCAUCUCUAUAGAUCCAGUCCGUGCACGGGAAGAUCCAGUUAUCGUGAAAAACAUCCCAUACUACAAGGCCAAGAAGGCAUUAGAAGCAGAAGUCCUGAAGCUAGAUGUCCCACCACGACCACAGAAUUGGGGUGAAUUGAACCUUCCACUGAGCGCGUCGUCGUGGAACUCCGAGGAGCUCAAAGAUCCAAAGAAAUUGUAUGAGAUGACAGUUCUUCUCAAUGCCCAGAGAGAAAUGGCAGAUAAAAUCUUGGAUACACAGUGGGAAAACAAAUGGCGCCAAGAUAAGUUGAAUGAGCUGUUGGAAGAGAAAGUGCAACCAUACAUCAAGAGCAUAGACAAUGGUGUUCUUCCCCAGCCCAUUAUCAUACAGCCCCAAGAACAAGAUCAAAAGAAAAAGCAAAGGCAACGCAGAUGGUGGUUAUUUUAACGAAGUAAUGGAGGGUUGCAGGUAUCCGAAUGUACUGUUGUAUAUCUUUUGAUAUGUGCGAUGGUUAUUUUUCCCUUCUUUCCUUAAAUGUUCCUUUUGCUAUGGUUAUGUUUCUUUUUUGUGAGCUAGUUUCCUUCUCAAUAACAUUCUAUCAGGAGCUACUGAAGCUCUAUUUGUUGUCUAAAUGCAAAAAUUCAUGAUCUCUCUACUGAUGGAGAAGGAAUUUUCUUUGGAAUUAAGAGAUAGCCCUUCUGAGCUAGUGAUUCGUUGAA